Molecule: messenger RNA, 1898 nt
Organism: Mercenaria mercenaria
Lineage: Eukaryota; Metazoa; Mollusca; Bivalvia; Venerida; Veneridae
Product: pancreatic triacylglycerol lipase-like
Exons: 6
Coding region: 1-1089 (362 amino acids)
Biological process (GO): lipid metabolic process
Molecular function (GO): lipase activity
Source: RefSeq, a predicted model, not a curated record
AUGGACGAUGACGCUAUGUUAUCUACGUCGGCAUUGGAUAAUGAAAUCGGUACCAUUGAUUUAUUAACAUACGAUUACAUCAUUUUGUGUGAUAUUGCACAGGAGUUCUGCUUGUUCUAUACAUCGUCAGAAGUGUGUUAUGGAGCACUAGGAUGCUUCAGUAAUAGUUACCCGUUUACAAACGCGCGGGGAAAGUUGCCAGAGUCACCUGGAGACAUAGGUACUACGUUCUUCCUUUUCACUCGAUAUUCCUCAACGGAGUAUGUGGAACUCGCGCCAUCAACCCUUACCGAGCCCAAGCCAAUUAUACUGAUAAUUCACGGGUACGCUCAGUCUGCACAAAAGCAAUGGGUUAAGGACAUGGUCACCGAAUUACUGGAAAAUGGUGACUAUUACGUCAUUGCCGUUGAUUGGAGUAGCGGCACAGAAGAGCCUUAUUAUCUGCAAUCGGUUGCUAAUACAAGAGUUGUAGGAGCGGAAGUCGCGCAGCUUCUUAAAAAAUUGAGAGAUGAAAACGGUUUCGACCCUGCUGACAUGCACUUAAUUGGAUACAGCCUAGGUGCACAUGUAGCUGGAUACGCCGGCGAGAACUUUGAGAAUAUUGGCAGAAUAACAGGGCUAGACCCAGCUGGCCCAGCAUUUCAAUUUACUGAGCCGAGUGUUCGUUUGGACCCCACUGAUGCAAUUUUUGUAGACGUCAUCCAUACAAACGGUAAACUUCUAGCUGCUGGCAUAAAACGGUUGGUUGGCACAGUGGAUUUCUUUCCAAAUGGAGGGAGAGAUCAACCCGGAUGUCCAGUGGUUUCUGUUAAUUCUGAUAUAAUUACUGCCUUGUUUAGAGGCGCGGAUUUGCAGAAUCUGGCUAGUGACCCGUUUUGCAGCCAUCGGCGUUCAGUGGAGUUUUUCAUCGAAUCAAUCAACAGCAUAUGCCAAUUUAAAGCAUACCCAUGCCCCGACUUGUCCUCGUCAAGUUCGUGCAAUUCUUGUGCCACCGGAUGUGGAUUCAUGGGAUUUCAUGCAAGCUCUUCAAUGAAUCCGGGACAAUACUUCUUACAAACAAAUUCAAACAAACCUUACUGUAUAGUAUAGGAUGUACCAAAACGUUUUAUUAGUGUCAAAUUAGUUACUCAUUUCCUAUUCCUUAUUUCCUGUUCGCGGUAAAAUUACAACAAUUAGGCCUACUCGUUACCUAUAUAAAAGUAUUUUUCUAUCAACAGUGCAAUCUAAAACAAAAUCCAGAGAAUGAAUAUAAUGAAUGUCGAAUAAGUAACAGUUUACAUAAUCCUCGAUAUUCGCUAGAAAAUGUUCGAUUGCCUCUACAUUUUCUGUCGAUAGGACCAUGUGUAACUUGUUACAAUACAAUCUAACUAAGGUCUGUCUCACCUAAUUCUGGACCUCCGAUAAUUUAUUUAUACUGCAUGUAAAAUUGUCAAAAAUGGCAUCGUUAAUACCAGAAGGUUAAUACCUCUAGCCACCUUCUCAUUUUUUUUUUUUUUUUUUUUUUUUUUUUUUAAAUGUAAAAUGAAGUUUAAAAUCAAGAUUUUAUGUUUUUCCCAUAGACUUGCGUUGUAAAAUGACGUGACGUCCAUUCCAAGAUGGUGGCGUCCAUACAAGCGUUACAAGCGUCAUUUGGGGGUUUGCUCACAUUUGGCGACAUCUGAUCUACUUAUUGUUGAAUAACAGAAAUGGAAAAUUGAAACAAACUUUGUCCAGAACUUGUAGGAUUUACUUGCACGGAAGGCCCAGAAUUAACAUUUCACUUCUAAUUAAGCAGCUAUUUCCGUUUCAGGUUUCAGCUUUUUUUCUGAAAAUGUCUUUGUACUUAUUCGUUAGCAAUGACGUUAAAUAAAUACAACUUGAGUGAAGUGCGUAUCAUUGUUUCAGCCAUAGAUAAAAGA